AUGAUGAGUUGUGUAGGUCCAUCGCUAGAUGGAGGAAACGGCUGGAGGAGCUUCCGCGGGCAACCUGGACCUGCGGUCCGAGGGGCUCUCGUGGGAAGGAAAAGCGCUUGGAUGGCGAGGGCUCACGGUGGCCUCACGUACAGAAUGACCCAAGUCAUUAUGGGUCACGGGUGUUUUGAGGCGUACCUGCACGAAAUCAGGAAAAGUGAGUCACCGAUUUGCCGACACUGCCGGGCGGCGAUAGACAAUGGUGUGCACACCCUCCUUCGCUGUCCCUCGUGGGAUGCGGAGAGGGAGAACUUGUUCGCGACUCUCGGUCUGGAUCUAGAUCUAAACCGAGAGUACGCUCGGGUGAUCGAGGCCAUCAUGGGCUCUUAUGUAGCGUGGACGGCUUUCGCGCGGUUUUGCGAAGUCGUCAUGAGAGCGAAGGAGAGAGCAGAGAGGGACCGUAGGAGGGAUCGGAGGGCCCGGGUGGUACAUCCACUUGUGCCGCCAUCUCUCUUGUGGGGCUCUGACUUCUCGUAG
Trachymyrmex septentrionalis is the source of this 525-nucleotide messenger RNA. RefSeq lists its product as uncharacterized. The transcript has a single exon. The coding region runs from base 1 to 525 and encodes 174 amino acids. Lineage: Eukaryota; Metazoa; Arthropoda; Insecta; Hymenoptera; Formicidae. The record is from RefSeq and is a predicted model, not a curated record.